This is a messenger RNA of Closterium sp. Naga37s-1, 2091 nucleotides long. Lineage: Eukaryota; Viridiplantae; Streptophyta; Zygnematophyceae; Desmidiales; Closteriaceae. The record is from the annotation of a GenBank genome assembly.
AUGGCAACUUCUAGAGGCCGUAGUUCGUUCUGCCGGCAACCAUGCCGGCGCUCCGCGCUUUUGCUUCUCCCCACUCUUGCGCUCCUCGCGCGAACCUCCGCCUUCCAUUCGUCCGCGCGUUCGAGGAGAGCCGCGCACUGGCCCGGCAGAUCGCUUGCCGGCAACAGCUUGGCGCGCCACACUGCCCCCAGACCAGAAGACGUGGUACCCUCGGAUUUCGGGGGUAGAUUCCGGGAUCCCAACGCACCCCUCGCUACAACGGCAUCCGUAAUCAGCCCGCAGGAUGUCGUGAUCGCUCGCGCUGUUGUCACAGCCGAGGCCACGUCAUUCGAGUCAACGCGGUCAGCGCAGAUCAGCAGGCCAGCCAAGGCUACGUCAUUCGAGUCAACGCGGUCAACGCAGGCCAUCAGCAGCAGCAAGAGUCCGAACCCAACGAGGAACCCGAGCGCCAAUACCAAGAUCCCGCCUAAGGGCGGAAAUAAGAGCCCUCCCAAGGGCACGAGCAAUAAAAGUCCGCCCAAGGGGGGAAACAACAAGAGCCCACCUACAGGAUCCCGCAAUAAGAGUCCCUCCAAGCCGAAUAGCAGCGUUGCUUCGACCCCAAAGCCCCCGCAACAAGCGUCCAAGUCCCCCUCGAAACCGAACCCGCGCUCCCCGCCCGCUCAGAAGCCCCCUGCGCAGAAGUCCCCCCCACCGCAACCUUCCGCUUCCCCCAAGAAGACUCCCCCCGCCCCCGUGAGCGGGAAAGGGAACCUCGGGACGACGCAGUCCGCAAGCGGAACGGGCGCGAGCGGAAGCACCGGAAGCACCGGCGGAACUGGUUCGAGCGGCAAAACUGUUAGCACUGCGGGGAACUCCACCGGGAGUACUGGAAGUUUCGGAAGCACCGCGAACAGCGGCAAUAUCACGGGCUCAUCGGGUACCACGGGGACCACGGGCAGCACGAAGAGCACGGGCAGCAGCACGAACAGCACGGGCAGCACGGGCAGCACGGGCAGCGGCACGAACAGCACGGGCAGCGGCACGUCAAAUAGUACUGGAACUGGCAGCGGCAGCGGCAGCGGCGGUGGUAACUCGACCAGCGGAACGGGAAGCGGGAGCAGCGGGGGAAAUUCUACUAGCGGAACUGGAAGUGGGGGCGGAACCGGGACCGGAGGCGGAACCGGGACCGGGGGCGGAACUGGAAGCGGGGGCGGUACUGGGAGCGGGGGCGGAACUGGAAGCGGGGGCGGAACAGGAAGCGGGGGCGGAACCGGGAGCGGGGGCGGAACAGGCAAUUCAACGGACAAGCCGUUCGUGUGGACGAUCCCGCCGCGCAAGAAGGUGCCGGGAGUGGACAAGUCGUUCGACAAAUACUUCAGGUUCCCCGACUGGUGCCAGGGUAGCAACUGCCGCAAGGACAGCAACGGAACUGUUACCAUCGCCGCCACGAAUCAGUCCGUCGGAGUCUUCUACUCCAAGGACUAUUACAAGUACGGCGUGUACAGCCUGCGCAUGAAGCUUCCCAGCAACUACUCGGGCGGCAUCAUCCCGUGCUUCUACCUCAUCUCGCCGGGCCCACAAGGCUACACAGACAUCCACGAUGAGAUUGACUUUGAGUUUAUCGGAGGGGAAACCCCCAUGGAUAUCACCAUCCAUACGAAUCUGAUCACGGGCGGGCAGGUUAAGCUGGAGCAGUUCCGCUUCCCGUUUGACCCGUCCGCGGAUUUCCACACGUACUCGAUAGUGUACUCUCCGAUGUAUGUCAUGUGGAUGGUGGAUGACUAUCCGAUACGCAUCACCGUCAACGAGACGAACCAUCCGUUCCCAACGCUGCCCAUGGAAUUCAAGGCUUCGAUAUGGGACUCCUCAUCAUGGAGCUGGCUCAAGGCGAACUACAGCAACGGCCCCGUUCAAGCGCAGUACCGCGAGUUUGACUUCUCCCGCUCCUGCCAAAUGCCGCAAGACCUUUCUGAACCGCCCUGCCUGCGCCUCCGCUCGCCCAAGCACGCCCCAUGGCUGUCCAAAAUGACUCUGCCCCAGCUCAGAAAGGAGAGGGCGUUUAAAAAGUACUACACCAAGAAGCUUUACGACUGGUCUGAGGCCAAGUGA